Messenger RNA from Scleropages formosus (Asian bonytongue), 2635 nucleotides. RefSeq names its product G protein-coupled receptor 27 (gene gpr27). The record is from RefSeq and is a predicted model, not a curated record. Bases 718 to 1974 code for a protein of 418 amino acids. The transcript has a single exon. Lineage: Eukaryota; Metazoa; Chordata; Actinopteri; Osteoglossiformes; Osteoglossidae. Gene Ontology annotation, biological process: G protein-coupled receptor signaling pathway. Gene Ontology annotation, molecular function: G protein-coupled receptor activity. Gene Ontology annotation, cellular component: plasma membrane.
UCUCCGCACCGACAGGAGCGCAGCAGCCGAACCGAACGGCUCCGUUUCCACGGGAGGGAGGGGAUACGCGUCCCCGUUUCGUCUCUGCCAGUCACGCACGUGCCGGGGGAGCGACUGGCAGCCGGCGGGCUCGCGCUCGCCUCGCGGCCACUACUAGUCACCGGAAGUUCUGCUUUCUCUGACACCUGCGAAAAAGAAAAGCUCCCGGUUCGCGUCUGCAGCUCGAGCCGCGUGUCCGUGGAGCCCCGUCCGUCGUGUGGAAGCGUUCGGACCUCUAACCCCGAUGAGAGCUGAGCAGCAUCGCGCUGAUUUCUCUCUUUCGAUUGUUAUUAUCAUCAUUAUUAUUAUCGCCGCUGUUGUUGUUCGCUGUUUCCCGGGAAGGAAGGGACGCGCCUUUUCCCUUUUAAGAUGGAUAUUGAGGACAGGCAGCCUCCGCGGCUCCUUUGAUCUCCGUCCCGCAGAAGCAGAGGAAGAUGAGAAGAUGGGAAGAUGGAGGCGCAUUUAUUAAUUUCGCCGCUUCGAGCGAGCGCUCGCGCGCCCCUACUAGAUGCUUGGACGUCGGGUGCAGCGUGUCAGCGCAUCCCGUGACGCUUUUAUUGCCGUUAUUUCGCCGUUCGAUGUAAUUUGCCAGUAGGCCCGUAUCAAAAGGCGGGGUGUGUGUUGAUGAAGCAAUGCGCCGCUUGCAGCGUUUCAUGUGUGCACGCGCCGUGACGCGCGAUGCGAGUCCGGGCGGAGCGGCUCGCGCUUGAUGGUGCGGGCUGGCGCGAGGCUGACCGACACCAGCAUCAGCAUCAGCAGCAUCAGCAGCGCCAGCACCGCCAGCAGCGCCGCCCCCGCCGCCGCGUGGGCGCGCAGAUCAUGGCGAACGCGAGCGAGCCGGGGGAGAGCAGCCCCUCGCUGCGGAACUACGCCGUGAGCGCCCCCGCGGCCAAGCUCGCGUCCCUGGGGCUGAUCGCGUGCGCGAGCCUGACGGGCAACGCGCUGCUCUCGGUGCUCGUGCUCAGGGACCGCAGCCUGCACCGCGCGCCCUACUACUUCCUGCUGGACCUGUGCGCAGCGGACGCGGCGCGCGCCCUCGCCUGCUUCCCCUUCGUCAUGGUGUCCGUGGGUUCCGGCUCGAGCUGGAGCCACGGCGCCGCGAGCUGCAAGGCGCUGGCCUUCCUCGCCGUGCUCUUCUGCUUCCACGUGGCUUUCCUGCUCUUCUGCGUGAGCGUCACCCGCUACAUGGCCAUCGCGCACCACAGGUUCUACUCGAAGCGCAUGACGCGGCGGACUUGCGUGGCCGUCAUCUGCAUGGUGUGGACGCUCUCGGUUGCCAUGGCGCUGCCGCCCGUCUUCGACGUGGGCACCUACAAAUUCAUCCGCGAGGAGGAGCAGUGCACCUUCGAGCACCGCUACGUGAAGGCCAACGACACGCUGGGCUUCAUGCUCAUGCUGGCCGUGGUGGUGGGCGCCACGCACGUGGUCUACGUGAAGAUGCUCUUCUUCGUGUACGACCACCGCAAGAUGAAGCCCGCCCAGCUCAUCCCGGCCAUCAGCCAGAACUGGACGUUCCACGGCCCUGGGGCCACGGGGCAGGCGGCCGCCAACUGGAUCGCGGGCUUCGGCCGGGGGCCCACGCCGCCCACGCUGGUGGGCAUCCGGCAGGCGUCGCACAACCCCGACCGGCGCCUCCUCGUCCUGGACGAGUUCAAGACGGAGAAGCGCAUCGGCAAGAUGUUCUACAUGAUCACGCUGGGCUUCUUCGUGCUCUGGUGCCCGUACGUGGCGGCGUGCUACGUGCGCGUGUUCCUGAAGGGCGGCGCCGUGCCGCAGGUGUACCUCUCCGCCGCCGUGUGGAUGACGUUCGCGCACGCCGCCGUCAAUCCCAUCAUCGCCUUCGCCUUCAACAAGGAGCUGCGGCUGCGCCUGCGAGCGCGAUUCCCCCGCUGCCUGCGCACGCAGACGCCCAUGGAGCCCUACUACGUCAUAUAGACUAGAGGAUGCAAAAUGAGCUACGGUUACAGCAUUUGCAAUUACAACAAAGAUUUUGUUGGCGCUGCGAAAAGUUACUUGAAAGGAAAGGAUUCGUUGUUUUUCAGGAACUUGCCUAUUUAUGUUUCCCGCAGUAGCAUUUUUUCCUGCUCAGCCUUUCCUCCUUUAUUGACUUUAUCCUGAGCUCUUAUGAAGGGCCAAAUAUGCAACUGCCGAUCCAAAAUCCAGGUACACCUAAAAACACCUUUUUUUUUUCUAAGUAUUUCUACGCGUAAAUAUUGUACCGAGAGACGAGUGAUCCCCAGGCCACGUGCGUCGCUCCUAAGAACUCCACUCUUGUGUUUAUCGUGUCAUUGUAGAUGCUGCAAAAGCAAAUUUGCUGCUUUUGAUUGAACCUCUUUUAAUUGGAGAAUUUCACGUUUCACGUCGUCUUGCAUUAUUUGUGUGGACAAGAGAAACGGCCGGAACUCGAGUUUAACUUUCUCCGCCGGUUGCUCUAACGUAAGGAUUCCUUCGGACGAGUCUCUAUGAGGCUUCGGCAUCCUCUUGAAACCGCCAUAAUUUUCUCGCCCUUAGUCCAUGGCAAAGGAGUGACUUCGUAUCGAUGACUUUAAAGGCCCCGGUGCCGCUGAAAUGUUUGCAUUGUUUGUACUUUGAAAUA